Molecule: messenger RNA, 836 nt
Organism: Drosophila busckii
Lineage: Eukaryota; Metazoa; Arthropoda; Insecta; Diptera; Drosophilidae
Exons: 1
Coding region: 108-593 (161 amino acids)
Source: RefSeq, a predicted model, not a curated record
UCACAUUUCAAUUUGAUAAAUUUUUCUUUCGAAACAUAAAAACUCUUUUUCAAAAUCAAUUGUUGCUUUUAAUAACUCGCAAAGUUGAAUCAAGCAAAGUUGCAAUCAUGGCGGGCACUUCCAUAUUGGCAACCAUUUGUGCGGAACGUCUGACCAAAUUUCUAACGAGGUACAGCAAGGCUCAAUCCAGCCACACCUAUAGUCCAUUGAGAAGUAGUGUAACCAACGAGCUAUUCAAGCCCACAAAUGUGGUAAAUCCUCCUGCGCGGCCGGCGCCAGUUGAGCGCAAAUUUUCGCUCUGGCAGUCCAGCGAGAAUCACUUACAAAAACCCACUCUGGAGAAACCAAAGCCCAUGCACAACAUCUAUGGCUAUCCACUGGCCAAAGUCAAUAAUCAGCAACGAACUUUUGUCGAUGCUAUGCCUAUAAGAAAUCUGAUGAAUGUCUCUCGCACUUUUUUGGCAGCAAAUCAAUCCCCGCGCAUGUUCCACAAGUUGCAAACGGAUAGAGUCAAGACUUUGGCCAAAUACGCCAGCGUGUUGCAUCAAAAUAUUUCGACCCCCUUGCUGUUUCGUCAACCUCUAAAACUGUAGCUACCCUUAACUUUAAUAUUACUCAAGAGUUUCGUUGGCACUGCAACGUUCGAGUCCACAAUCGGCAGUACUUUGUUCACAGCAAGCAAUCUGAAGCUUGCUCUGAGCAGACUACAGUCAAUAGUGGCGCCCUCUGGCGGCGCAGCUGCAUUCUGUAGUAUAUUAAGGUAGAGAUUAGCACUGCAAGUAGAUGUUUGAUAUCGUUUUCAAGACUUUGUAAAUAAAUUAUCUAUCAUAAAGACA